Gymnogyps californianus (California condor) is the source of this 3229-nucleotide messenger RNA. It is a transcript of the gene PIGA, whose product is annotated as phosphatidylinositol glycan anchor biosynthesis class A. Gene Ontology annotation, molecular function: phosphatidylinositol N-acetylglucosaminyltransferase activity. Bases 1 to 1527 code for a protein of 508 amino acids. The transcript is spliced from 7 exons. Gene Ontology annotation, biological process: GPI anchor biosynthetic process. Gene Ontology annotation, cellular component: glycosylphosphatidylinositol-N-acetylglucosaminyltransferase (GPI-GnT) complex. NCBI's taxonomy places the organism in Eukaryota, Metazoa, Chordata, Aves, Accipitriformes, Cathartidae. The record is from RefSeq and is a predicted model, not a curated record.
AUGAGCACAGAGAACAGUGCUGAUAAUGUUCUGGAGCAUAUGUGUGGUUGCCGUGGUGACCGGGCGGCCGUGCCCGGAAAUGGGAGGGCGCCGGGAAGCGCGCAGGGAGCGCCGGGGGCCGGCAGGAGCGGGCCCGGGAUGGAGGCCGGGGGCCCGCCGGGGGAGGCGCACAGCAUCUGCAUGGUGUCGGACUUCUUCUACCCCAACAUGGGGGGCGUGGAGAGCCACGUGUACCAGCUGUCGCAGUGCCUCAUCGAGCGGGGCCACAAGGUCCUGGUGGUCACCCACGCCUAUGGCCGCCGGAAGGGCGUCCGCUACCUCACCGGCGGGCUGAAAGUCUACUACUUGCCGCUGAAGGUCAUGUACAACCAGUCCACGGCGACGACGCUCUUCCACAGCCUGCCCUUGCUCAGGUACAUAUUUGUGCGGGAGAGGGUCACCAUCGUCCACGCCCACAGCUCCUUCUCCGCCAUGGCCCACGACGCCCUCUUCCACGCCAAGACCAUGGGGCUGCGGACGGUGUUCACGGACCACUCCCUCUUUGGGUUUGCGGAUGUCAGCUCGGUGCUUACCAACAAACUUCUGACAGUGUCCCUGUGCGAUACAAACCACAUCAUCUGUGUCUCCUACACGAGUAAGGAGAACACGGUGCUGCGAGCGGCUUUGGACCCUCUGAUAGUCUCUGUCAUCCCCAAUGCUGUCGAUCCCACCGACUUCACUCCAGACCCGUCAAGGAGGGAUGACAGUACAAUAACAAUUGUUGUUGUCAGCAGACUUGUUUACAGAAAAGGUAUAGAUUUGCUUAGUGGUAUAAUUCCUGAGCUCUGUCAGAAAUAUCCAGAGUUACAUUUCUUAGUUGGAGGAGAAGGACCAAAACGAAUCGUAUUGGAAGAAGUCCGGGAAAGAUACCAGCUACAUGACAGAGUACGUCUCCUAGGAGCCUUGGAACACCAGGAUGUUAGAAAUGUUCUAGUCCAGGGGCAUGUUUUUCUCAACACUUCCCUCACUGAGGCCUUCUGUAUGGCAAUUGUGGAAGCAGCAAGCUGUGGUUUACAGGUGGUGAGUACAAGAGUUGGCGGGAUUCCUGAGGUGCUUCCAGAAAAUCUCAUUAUUUUAUGUGAACCCUCUGUGAAAUCUUUGUGUGAUGGAUUAGAAAAAGCUAUUGCCCAGCUCAGAUCAGGAACACUACCAUCUCCAGAAAAUGUUCAUAAUAAAGUAAAGACAUUUUAUACAUGGAGGAAUGUAGCAGAGAGAACAGAGAAAGUAUAUGACAGGGUUGCAGAUGAAGUGGUUUUACCAAUGGAUGAGCGGCUUGACAGACUAAUGUCUCACUGUGGCCCAGUGACUGGGUAUAUUUUUGCUCUCUUUGCUGUUCUGAACUUCCUUUUCUUGGCGUUUCUGAGGUGGAUGACUCCAGAUUCCAUUAUUGAUGUUGCAAUAGAUGCCACAGGACCUAAAGGUGCAUGGACUAAACAGUAUUUUUUGGGGAAAAAAGGAGGAGGUAAAGAAGAACUUCCAAGCUCCUAAAAUGCUUAAAUGGAGAGGAAAGAGCGCAUCAGUCGCUGAAGGUUUUAAUGUUUUAAGAGUAAUGUCUCUAUCAGCAAAUUCUUCAGUUUCUUUCUGAAGUUCUUGGAAAGAAACUUGGUUAAAUGUGCUACCUCAAUUUAGGAUGAUGUUUUAAUUUAGUUUUGGAUUCAUGCAAAUUUGCGGACAUCUCUUUUGCACUUAAAGCUGGGAGGAGAACAUGGGUUUUUAUAUGUGUCAAAAGCCUUUGAGACAAAACUACAAGAUUUUUCUCGACAACUUGAAUAUUACAGAAAGUGACUGUAAACUUCAGUGGUAUUUGGGAAAGCAAAAUAAAAAUUAUUAGCUUGCAGUAGUCCCUGCUAAUUCCUGAUAUUUACUGUGAUUUUUAUUUUCAGACCUAUUUAAAAAUAUUUAAUUAAAAACCCAACAAAACACACCUUUUCUCUUCUAAGAUGAAAUUGGCACUUGAAAUUAGUCAUGAAGUCCACUACCAUGGAAAUUUCAGAGACUUAGUUCUAGCAGUUGUGUCACAGUGACAGUGUUUUGCCUGCAUAGUGUUAUUAUUUUGAAGUUCUUCACUAGUCAGAAUUGGAUCAUCCUGUUGCUAAGUCAAAACUCCAUAAAGAAUUUUUGAUAUUUUCAGAGGUGCUAAAUUUGUCGUGUUCACUUACAUGUGUGGAAGUGAUGUAAAGCGUUUUUUUAAAGUACAUAGGUGAAGAAAUUAUUAUUAUAUUAUUUAGAGAUAAUACAGCCUUCAGAAACAGCUCAGGCCUGAAAACUCCUCCAGCAGACUAUGCCAAAGUGUGAAGUAACACAUGUGUACGUGUGCACACGCGCGAGAGAGAAAUCUGUGAAGGGCUUAACAAGCACCAUCGUGCUUGCUCACUCCCUCUCCCCUCCCACCCUCCCUUAUCUUUCUUUUUUUCUUUCUUUCUUUUCUUUUCUUUUUCCUUCCCCUUGCUUAUGAUCAAAAUGGCAUUUCAGUCCAUCUCUGGGAGGGACAGUGUUUAGUGUGCGUGAUUUCAGCUAGACCACAUCAGAGACACUGUCAGGCAGGUUCUGCAAGUGAAGUCUUGGGAAGGUCUCCCUUAAAUGGAAAUAACCAAUAGGUAUGCUUUUCAUGGAGAGGAAAAAAAAAAGAAGUGGCUGCUUGCAUCUGUUAGCAGUCUUAAGUAAUGUAUACCUGGGACAAUAGGCGGCACAACAUGCUAAUGUGUGAGAGGAGGCAUUUGUCUCAUUUAUGUCAGCAACCUCUAAAACUCCCCCCUGCCUAAUGCACUGGGUUAAUUUCUUUUUCAAGCAUCACUGAAGACUCAAAAUCUUAUGAUUUUAUGACUGAGUAUUAUGUAGUGUUGGACACUGUAUUACUAUUAAAACUGUGCAAUAUGAAAAUACUGUUUCCAAACCCUUGAAGGGCAGUAUUUAAAACACAACUUCUGUCAAUAUCAUCUUGUUUGUGUAGAGAUGUAGUUACCCUAACGUCUGACAUUUUGUAAUUUCAUUGAACAUCUUUUCAUGAAACACAGAAAGGUAAUGUGAAAUAAAUGCCAUAUACAAAGUCUGUUUUCUUUUUACUAGAAUUUUUAGCCUUUGAUACGUAACGUGCAACAUGCAUUGUAUUACAAUUUGAAUUUUUCAAACUCUACAUUAAAAGUGGAGGUCAGCUAAGAUGGUGCCACAGAGAUUAUGGAUAAAUGGAUGG